Andrographis paniculata is the source of this 1661-nucleotide messenger RNA. RefSeq lists its product as uncharacterized. The record is from RefSeq and is a predicted model, not a curated record. The coding region runs from base 229 to 1284 and encodes 351 amino acids. NCBI's taxonomy places the organism in Eukaryota, Viridiplantae, Streptophyta, Magnoliopsida, Lamiales, Acanthaceae. The transcript has 7 exons.
AUUAGCUUUAUUAACUAUAAGUACUGAUACCCUGCUCGUCUUCUUCCGUCGUUCUUCGAGCAUCCUCUCGACAGAUUUUGAUCCUUACUGAGCAGUAAUGUUCUCAAUUCGUUGACUGUGUUAGGAGAAUCAAUUGCAUCAUCUAAGCAGGAAUUAAGAUAAGUGUCUAUACAUACAUUGGGGAAUAGUUUUUGCAUCGGUGAAUUAGGGCUGUUUGGCCGUCACAAUAUGUUGGGGACGGAAUUGCAGUUGAAAAACACAAGUGGACAAGGCGAUGAUCGGUUUUACAGCUCGGCAAGGAUACGUUUGAUUCAAGAGUAUUUACGUGGAGUUCAGAGUGACGUCACCUUGAACCAUUCACAGAGCUGCUCUGAUGAGUCUACGCUGAAGAAGUCGAAGCUGGAAGUUUUAUCUUUUUCACCAGUUUCGAAACCCUCGCCUUCGUGUAAUCUGGAGAGGUUCUUGCUGUCAGUCACGCCUUUGGUAGCAGCGCAAUAUUUCCCCAAGAUGAAAGCGAAGAUUUGGAAGACAGGAUUGGAGUUUCAGCCAUUCUUUGUGUUAAGUGAUUUGUGGGACUCUUUUAAGGAAUGGAGUGCAUAUGGAGUUGGAGUACCUUUGAUAUUGAAUGAACAUGAUUGUGCAGUUCAGUUUUAUGUUCCAUAUCUAUCAGGCAUUCAAUUAUAUUCGGAUCUGUCAACGAGUACAUCAAAAUUAAGGCAACAUGGUGAAGAAAGUGACAGUGAAUACUUGAGAGAUUCGUCUAACGAUGGAAGCAGCGACAGCGAACGAGAAGGCUUUUCUAGUGAUGAAGGUGAAUCCAGAAGUUCAUCAGGUUGUUUGUUUGAAUAUCUUGAACGGGACCAACCGUAUUGCAGGGAACCUCUGGCAAACAAGAUAUACAACCUUGCUGUCAGCUUCCCCAAACUAAAAACACUCCGGAGUUGUGAUCUACUCCCAUCCAGCUGGCUUUCCGUUGCCUGGUACCCGAUUUAUAGAAUACCAACAGGUCCAGCUCGAAGAGAUCUCGACGCCUGCUUCUUAACCUAUCAUUCUCUCCACACACCCCUGACAACUGGCGAAGCUACGCAUACAGAGGGCGACGGUUUCCCACAGCUUUCUCUUCCAGUGUUCGGCUUAGCAUCAUAUAAAUUUAAGGAAAAAUUGUGGAUUUCAAACGGCGACCAUCACCGUCAGCUGGCAAGAUCUCUCUUCCAAGCUGCGGAUAAUUGGCUAAAUGUUGUCCAAGUUCAUCACCCGGAUUUCUCCUUCUUCUGCCGCAAGUAAAAAAGAGCUUUGAUCCACACAAAGCUGAUUCUUCAGCACAAUGCCUUGAGCUUCCGGUUCAAUCCCUCGGCGCACAUCUGCCCCAUCUUGCCGUAGGAGGCUGCCAUGUGUGUAGCUGCUCGACAAACAUCUUCUCCAGCACGACCUUGUCGCCGGCCUAACUUCAGCCUGGUUCAGCAACUUUUCUUGCUACAGGCUCAUUGCCUGCAAUAAUGUCUUAAGCCUAUACUUCAAAGUGAAUAUCAUAAUUAAAUGGCAAUAUUGUUCAUAAUCCACUUGUGAUUUUAAAAUUCGAUACUAUACUAUAUGACUUAGAAAUUACACACAAGGUCCCUAGUGUUUUAGAAACUAUUCUACAGAAUUCCCUAAAUACAUAA